GGAGGGACCCAUGGCAGGACUGGCUCAGCAGUCUGGGAGAAUAUGAUCUGCGCCCCUGACAGAACACACCUGGCCAAAGAUGGGAAAGAAUCUGGAAACAAAUACACCUAGACACCGCACACGGUGCUAUGACUGCAGUGGAGGCCCCAGCAACUCCUGCAAGCAGACCGUGAUCACCUGUGGUGAGGGUGAGCGCUGCGGCUUCCUGGACCGCAAACCCCAACCCAACCCUGGACAAGUCAAGCAACCCUCCAUGGUUUUGAGUCAGCACCACCCAGCCUGUGUGGCCACCCACCAUUGCAAUCAAGUGGACAUAGAGUCAGUGGGCGGCGUGACCUUCACAACCCACAAAAACUGCUGCUUCGGAGACCUGUGCAAUGGCGCCAUGGCAAGCUCCGUGACCCCUCUCUGCAUCCUGGCUGCAGCUGUCACCACCCUGGUCUGGCUCUUGCCAGGACUGUAGAGCUGAUAGUGGGAUUGAGAUUAAGGACGGGACUGAGAGGGUUGAACGUCUAAAGUGAGAAGAUAAGCAACUCUUUGUGCGCCUUUAAAAUGCAUGGACUAUUCUAGAGAGGACUAGUAAAUUCUAUCCUUUGUUUGUUUGUUUGUUUGUUUUGAUGACAAGGUUUCUUUACGCAGCCCUGACUAUCCUGGAACUCAUUCUGUAGACCAGGCUGGCCUCGAACUCAGAGAUCCGCCUGCCUGUGCCUCCCGAGUGCUGGGAUUAAAGGCAUGCACCACUGCUCCCAGCAUCUACAUAUCUUCUGUUGAAUAGGCUGAAGGGAUAGUACGUGGGUUAGCUGAUUUUGAGUGUUCCCGUUAACAUCCAUCAGUGGACCCAUCAGCAGUCCCUAUUCAAUGACACCCUUCAAAAGAAUAGAGCAUCUGUCCUCAGAGACUCCUGGCACCUGCCACCAGGCCAGGGAGACUCUUCCUUCACCGUGGGAGUCACAGAGGGGAAGGGCCCUGGGUUGAGUGGAGGGUUACCAGGACGCCAUGACAGGCUGUCCAGGUUGCUUUCCCUUCUGUCCUUCGCCACGCGGCUCCCAGCAGGACUGUUUGACCUGAGAAAGGAAAGCCCCUGAAUAACCCAGUUAGAAGGGAGCAAGAGCCAGUUCUCUGUCUGUAAACACCUUUCCUGCCCUUUCUGGGGCGCCCUCAAGCUAGGCUGCACCUGCUUCUUGGCAGGGUGUAGUCUAAAUUUAGGAUAAGGGUUGUUUCUCCAAACACUAGCACCAGUGUGUCGCCCUUGGGUACCGGAAAGGAGGAAGGCUUGAAAAACCUGCUCUUCUGUUUGGUCAGUCCAGUCCGGCCUUGUGGGGAAACUCCCUGGAGAACGUUUAGGCAAGGAGAAGGGUGGGGCUGGGAGUGAAAUUUCCAGGGAGAGGGGUCCUAUACCACCACCACAACUCUCUCUCUCUCU
This is a messenger RNA of Myodes glareolus (Bank vole), 1423 nucleotides long. Lineage: Eukaryota; Metazoa; Chordata; Mammalia; Rodentia; Cricetidae. The record is from RefSeq and is a predicted model, not a curated record.